AUGGACUCACUCAUGGACGUGGACCUUCUGGACCCUGUAGACCAGGACUUGGACCUGGCUCCACCCCCACUUCUCCCUAAACCAGGAAAAGACAAUGCCAGGCUCCAGAAACUCAAGAAGAAACGAGCCAAGAAGAAACCAGGGCUGUGCCAGACGCCGGUGCCUUUCAGGUCCUGUUUGUCUCCGGUUAAUGAAGUUCAAACGGACCUGGAACUAGACUUGGACCCAAGAAGCCCCAGUCCCCCCAAACCAGGCCAGAGACCAGGCCAGAGACCAGGCCAGAGACAACAGAAAUCCAUACCACAGCACUUGGACCCACGAGUCAUCUCCAACCAUUACAUCCCGACAAACCCUCCGAACCAGACCGUAGUCCAACCCCGGCCCACAAUAGUCCAGCCCCAGCCCACAGUAGUCCCAGUCCCCAUGAGUCCGUACCCUUACUUCUGUACAGACCCUUCACUUCCCCAAUCCCACCCAUCCAUUCAGCAGCAACAGCACCCUGACCCAAGACUAAUCUCCCGCCACUACGUCCCACCAAACCCUCCGGUGUUGACCUGGACCGGUCCUAACCCUCAGCCAAACCUGGUUCCAAAGACCUUCACAGAACCAGGUCUGGACUGUACUGCAAAAUUCUCCGUCCAGAUACAGACCAAAGACCCGGUUUCAGAAAGACAGCGUGAAGUGAACCGGCUGUCUGGGAUUUUCCCUGAAGUCCAAACCAACUACAGACCAGGACCCCUCCCUACGCAACAUGUUCCAGACCCAAGUCCAGGUUUUCAACUGGUCCCGAAACUCCCAGACCCAGAUUUCAACCCAGACUUCAACUCAGACCAACCGUUUUUCAGCGAUGAAAGUGCGGCUCCGCACCCCUUGAAGGCCAGUUUAGACGCAAGUCCUCGGACUCAAGUCUUCAGUCCUACAAUAGUCCGGAAUCAGUCCUGCCUCAGUCCAGGUCUUGGACCAUACCAGGUCUCAGAGGCCAGAAAGUCCCUAUCCUCCAUCCUUGAGUCCCAGAUCAAGAAUUCCAACAACCACCGGCCUAAAUCCUAUUACGGACUCACGCCAUCUCAGUAUGAAGCCUUUGGAGGGAUCAAGUCCAAGACCCAAGACCCUAGGCCUAAUGACAUCCAUCCCCAAGACCCUAGGCCUAAUGACAUCCAUCCCCAAGACCCUAGGCCUAAUGACAUCCAUCCCCAAGACCCUAGGCCUAAUGACAUCCAUCCCCAAGACCCUAGGCCUAAUGACAUCCACCCUCAAGACCCUAGGCCUAAUGACAUCCAUCCUCAAGACCCUUGCCCUAAGAAUUAUGAGAACCAUAUCCCUGACCCCUUCAAACCUGAGACUGAACCAGGACUAAAGGAAGACUCACUGAAACCUCAAAACAAACCAGAACUUAAGGAAGACUCUUUGCAACCUGGAAUCGAACCAGGACUUAAGGAAGAAAUGUUUGAGACUGAGGCAAAAGCCAGAAUCAGAUCACUGGAGCUUCUCAAAGACUCCGCAGGAACCAGACAAAGAAAAGUCUCUGUCAUCUCUGCAAAAAACUGGACUAACCUCAGCUCAAAGCCCAAUGAAGAACCCAAAGACGGAUGGUCCCGGUCAGGUCUCAAUGAAAACCGACCCAGACCAGACCAAGACCAGACAGAAUACUUCCAAAGAGGCGGCUCUGAAAUCCCGGCUCCGACUGAAAGAGACUUUGAAGGAAACCAUGGAAAAGCUCGACAAGAUCCUGGACAAAAAGGGACUAAAGAAGAAAAUCCGGACUCAGGACUCAAUCGAGACCAUGGACUUGACAAGGACUGGCCUACAGGAGUCUCUACAGCAAAUGAAGAUGGACAAAACCCAAUCACAGAAAUCUCCAAACCAGGAACACCACCUCAAAACAAAAGUAAAAAGUCAUUAUUGGGUUUAUUUAAAAAGCAAAAGGCCGAGUCCAAUGAGUCCCCCAAAGCCGAGGUCAGCCUGGGUUCGAACACAGACCAGGAGUCUAGUCCAGGUCCAGAGGAGAAGAAGAAGUCCGUCCUGAUGUCCAAGUCCAAAAGUUUAGCUUCCAAAGUGAGCGGCUGGAGUCGUCUAAAGAAGCACAUGGUCGUGGAGCAGGAAGAACCCGAGUUUCCAGACAUUGAGCCCAAGUCGAGUCCUGGACUUGAGCCUGUUCCUAACCCAAGUCCAGGACCAGGACCAGAACCAGGACCAGGACCGCAACUCAGUCCAGAUCUGGACAUGUCACAAGCCACAGCAGAGACUGGGCCUAAAGCUUUGAAAAUGUGGGAUGCACUUCUCUUCCACAUGUUCUCCACCAAAGAACGCAUCCUGAAGCAGCUGGAGCAGAACCAGAGCUCCAAGACCAACCCAGACCCGGAGUCUCAGAAGGAUCCAGAGACUGAGGCGCCUUCGUUCAUCAGCCGUCUGCCCGUGCUGCUCUACAGCCCACGCUUUGACGCUCGCAAACUGAAAGAAGCAGCAGAGAAACCCAUCAGUAAACUGUCCACUACCUUUGAGCGAGCGCUGAUGCGACGGAAGAACCCUGAGGAGCAGAAGAAGGACUUCAACCGGAGACCCAAGGGUUUUCAGUCCAAGGCCGAGGCUGAAGACUGA
Messenger RNA from Knipowitschia caucasica, 2598 nucleotides. NCBI's taxonomy places the organism in Eukaryota, Metazoa, Chordata, Actinopteri, Gobiiformes, Gobiidae. The record is from the annotation of a GenBank genome assembly.